AUGGCGACUACAGCAAACAUCGACACCCUGCCGUGGGAGCUCAUCGGCCGCAUCUCCCCUCUCCUGGCGCGCAAGGAGUUCAUGGCCUUACGCCGAGCAAACAAGACUCUUCUGGCGGGCACCAUGUACGACUUCGGCGAGCGGUACUGCAAGGUCCUCCGGGUCCGACUUCAAGCUCAUGCCCUCGAGGUGCUGCUGUCGCUGUUGGAAUACAAGGACAUUGCCUCUCGGGUUCACACCGUCCAUUUCUUCGUCUGUUACCGCCAUUGGAAGCCUCUGCGAGAUCAGGAGGUGCAGCAGAUGCUUCGACUCUUGCAGCAGCUUCUGCCUAAGAUCCAGACCGCUACCGCCGUGCACAUCAACUCGAUCUCUCACAAAUACUUCGACGCUCACAUUGACACGCUCCUCCACGCCCUCAUCGAGACGCCGCUUUCUCGAAUCUCACGAAUUGGCUUUCAUGGAAGCACACUCGACCUCCAGCUGCUUCAACAUUUCUUCGACACGUGCAAGGGUCCUAUCGCGCACCUGAGUAUUCAUUGUCUCUGCGCACGGGAAGGCAACUGGUUCGAUCUGUUGGAAUUCAUGCGGGACCACAUGGAGAUCGAGAAGCUGGACUUUGUACCCGCUUAUCGAGAUAUGUGGGAUUCUCCGGUGUUCGAGUCAGGCCGUCGACGACUGGUGAAAUGGAUGCGCGAUCCGGAGAUCAAGAAGUACGAGCACUACGUUCUGGGACAUCAGUCCUUCAUGUGCGGACCGAAUGCGGUCAAGGCAGGCUUGCAGGUGCUCCUCGAGAGACGAGGAGGAUAA
This is a messenger RNA of Lecanosticta acicola, 807 nucleotides long. NCBI's taxonomy places the organism in Eukaryota, Fungi, Ascomycota, Dothideomycetes, Mycosphaerellales, Mycosphaerellaceae. The record is from the annotation of a GenBank genome assembly.